Molecule: messenger RNA, 14901 nt
Organism: Galleria mellonella (greater wax moth)
Lineage: Eukaryota; Metazoa; Arthropoda; Insecta; Lepidoptera; Pyralidae
Gene: poe
Product: protein purity of essence
Exons: 92
Coding region: 37-14901 (4954 amino acids)
Molecular function (GO): zinc ion binding; protein binding
Source: RefSeq, a predicted model, not a curated record
AGCUGACUUCAUAAUCAGAAUCACAUACUCUCGAAAAUGGCCGCUUCGGGGGGUAAUAUUGAAUGGUCAACGACUGUAAAACCAAUUUUAACGGCUCUUUACGGCCCAUUUUUCGACAAAAAUGAUGUCGUUGAGAAUAUACAAGCUAUUAUUAAAAGUGAAAGUGAGUUCCAGAACCAUGAAGAUGUCUAUGAUCUAUUUUACACAUGUUUCGCCUGCCUAUCUGCACACUUUAUCAGCAGCAAUGCAAAUAAUUUACCAAGUGAUCAGUUGAGCACAGCUCGUGAAGCUUUCCGGAUUAUACUCAGCCAAAUAUUGAAGAAACUGUCUGAAGCUGGAUUGAGCUGUGAUGAUAAUUCUACUACAUCUGCUCCAAAUGUAUCAGUCAAGCAGCUCCUGCUUCCAAUUGUGGGACUGUGUGGCAUUGAUGGAGGGGGCUAUCCACAGUCUGACUUAGUAAUAUUGACUUCUUUGUUGAAAAAUGCAAAGUUACCGGCGCAUGUUAAUGUGCCAGAAACACAAACAACUAAAUCGUCAGUGAUACCAAGCCCGAUCACAUCAUUGGCAUCACAAACUACCAGUACAGAAAAACAGGCACCGUCGAGUGCACAGCGUCGUUCUGAUGCUCUUUUAGAACAAUUGACGAUACCCCUAAGGAAUCCAGUCGCUUCUGUGACGUCAUCACAGGCGCAACCCCCGGCGGUACAGUCGCCGGGAAGCAAGGAUAGCAUUGAAAGCUCCAAGGAUGGCACUACACAACAGGCUGCCAUUGAUAUAAAGAAAUGGAUGGCAACAACGUGCGCGUCCCUGCUGAUGACCCUCCGCGCCGGCUCCGUCGUGUUGAAGGUGUGUUCCUCGCUGCCCUGUCUGCAGCGCUACCUGAACCGCUGGCAAGCUGCCAAGGACUCAGCUAUGGCGCCGCAGUUCAACUCGGAUGCGUCACUUCUCCACUUCCUAGUCAACGAGGUGCAUGUGUGCCGGCUCGCGUUGUCGCUGCCGUGUCUAGAGCCUUUCACGUCGGAACGUAUCGCCACGCUCAGUGACGUCAGCACGGCGUGGCUGCUAUGCGCCACUGCACAGGCGUCCCUCCAUCCAAAAGAUGAAGAGAGUGAACAACAAACAGCGACACUGGUAGAGAGCGCUCUUAGCCUCUACAAUACAGUGGGGGAGACGUUCAAGCAGUCCACGCGAGCUGGCGGUUAUGUAUACCAAAACCAUUUGAUGAUUGGCGGCUGGGUGCUACUGUGCGGGCUGCACCACGCAUUAGCCGGCGCGCCUUGUCCUACUGCCGCGCCGGGUAAAAGCCCCGCCAAAACGCCCUCCAGACCUUACAACUUGACCAAAAUGCAACAAGGAUUAGGCGUAGUGUGGGUGGCGCUUGGCGGGCGUUGCCUGGCGUGGACGGGCGCGUUGCUAGCGGACGCUCGCCUCGAAGCGCUCAGCUGCGGACCUGCAACUUCCGCCUCCGCUACUAGCACCGGCAGCGCCGCCGCUGGCCAGCCUGCGCCGCUGCUCAUACUAGCGCAACAUUCUGCGCACCAGCGCGAGCUGCGACUCGCUUCCGCCGCGCCACUACAUCAGUUAUUGGUGGCACUAGGUGUGGUCUGCUACCGUAAGGCUACGAAUUUGAAACGCGCGGUGGUACAAAAGCAGCACCAGGACGCCGACCCUGACCGGUCAGAUUCAACUGUUUACUUCCAAGAUAUGAUAAUGUGCUCUGAAGACUCUGAGACUGAUGAUGACAGCGAACCCUUGUUCGGACUGUGGUUCGAGUCGACUCUGGUGGCGCCUGAGGCUACAGAGGGCAGUACAGCCGCUCGCGGGGGCAACGACGCAAACGACGCCUGCGACACGCCUGCACGCUCGCAACAGGCCAUCGUGCCUGACAAGGCCGAACCCUACUCGUACAUCACACUAGCGACAGAAGUAUUCAUCCUCUUAACGGACGAGAUCAUAAGUGAAGGCUCGGAACGACUGGGACAAUCGGCACUGCAACUCCACGACGCACACCAAGCGCUUCUCGCUGCGUUAGCCAAAGAUCUAGAUCGAGAGACGGCACGCACUGAUACAGGCACGAUAUCGACGUGCUUCGGCGCGCGGCUGGGCGCGCUGUACGCGUCGUUCAGCUCGGCGCUGGUGCGCUACCUGCACAACCUCACGGGCGCGCCCGCCUUCGCCGCGCUGCAGCCCGCGCUGCACCACCAGCUGAUCGCAGCCGCCGCCACCGCCGGGCCCGACCGCACCAACAUCACCCCGCUACAGGUUGGUCCCCGCGUAGUGAAGCUGCUCGGAGGUAUGGUACUGAGCAAGUCGGCUGCCGAACGCGAGAACAGUAUCCUCGCCAUGUGGCAUAAGAUCGUAAACACGUUACAAGAGUGCGCGCUGCAAGGGCAGCCCUCGCAAGAUCACGAUUAUGAAGAUUUAAAUGUGGAGCACGCUCAGUUGCUAGUGUAUUUGUUUCAUUCUCUGACCCUCAUGCAAAAAAAAUCAGUUUUGCUGAUGACAUCCAACGCCAUUAUUAAGGUAGUGGAAACUCUGGCGAUAAGCGACAGGAAACGAGCCAUGAAUCUCGCUCCUCACCAGCUCAUGCUAACCACUAGACUCAUGCUUCUAUUAGAAUAUCUAAUGAGACAUCUCUAUGACGCUCCACAAACGUUACUACAGCAGAUCGAAUGGAACCUUGUCAUAGCUCCAGGACUCGCACAGCCAUCCUCCGAGUCCGCUACGAACGGCGCUAAAACGACUACUGAUAAUGGUCUCCUAAAAUCGCGCAUCUACUGCGAUGUACCCUAUAUUGAACAAGCUUACAGGCGUCUCUCACAAGACGAAACUUCGAUGAGACCUAAGUUCUAUGCAUUGACCAGUGCCGAUAUUAAUAAUCAGGAAAACCCAAAGUUCGAUGGUCUAGCAUGCAACUUCGUGCUGGGCACGCCCCACAAGCUCAAGUACCCACUGCUGUUGGACGCGUUACUCGCGCUACUCAACUCGGCGUGUGUGUGCGACAACCAGCAGUACCAUAACUCGCCUGCAGCGCUGGCGGCCGCUCACUAUUGCUUCCAAACCGCUUGGAGGCUUGUAAUAAGCAUGCCGCCGGCGACCCCGCAUAUGGACAAGCUCCAAACGGGCACGUCUGCUGAGCUCACGUCGCUGCUUCCGCUAUACGCAGUUGUAUGGGCGCCACGAGCUGAUAACAAGAAGGUUUUCAACCCCUGGCUCAAGGAUGCCCUUGUUAAACAGGGCAUGUACACACAUUAUGCAGAAAAUUUGCUGUCUGGAGUGAGCGCAUCUUGCGAUAACAUCAAGUACACGGCGUGGCUUGCAUCAGAAACAAUAAAACACCUGAAACAAAACAUCUUGCCGACCGGUUUGCCGUCUCUGUUAGAUGUUAUUUCGUGCGAUUCGGCGUUAGUGAGACUCAAAGUGUGCCUCACUGACUCGGCGUCGGUGACAGAGGCGCAUCAGUUCAUGCCCGACCUACUUGAAUUACUGGAGACUAUUUUCGACUGUUGUCGCGUGAGCGCACAAAUGGAACUGGAAGGCGUGAUGGAGUCGUGGAGCGGCUCGGGGAGUGCGGGGAGCGUGGAAGUCGGUACGAGUGCUGCAGACGCGGCAGUACGCGCCGCGCGGCUACAGGUGAUGGGUUCGGCGGCGGCUGCAGGUGGUUCACUGCCGGCGUUGGGCACUUGGCUGCGUGCUAAUCUGCCAGCGCCUGCGGCUGCAGCGCUCGACCGUCUCGCUUCCCCGCCGCCGUUAGCCUGCAUCAACUUGGCAUUCUACGCAUCACAUAUCAUACCAUCAGAGAGCGCAGUACUGAACUUGGUGUCUUCACACUGCGAACUUAUAAGUGCGAACACGAAGUACUCGAUCGGUCCCUCGCUGAUGAUGCUCGCGUACUCCGCCGCGAAGCUACUCGACAUUGGCGCUUCUAAGUUGGCCGACAACCCUGAUCUUACAAAGAAGACUCUCGACUUAGUAGUGCCCGCACUGACGGACGGUAGACUGGAGUUUAUGUCGGAGCCUUUAACGUCAACUCUGAACACACUGGUGCCGGUGCCACAGAAAUCGGAACAGUUGAUCCAUGAGCACAUCCUAAAGACGACAUACACAGUGCUUGUGGACCAUUUGCAGCCGUCUACCGAGAAAACAUUGAGGCAUAUGGUAAAGUACUGGGAGAAAAUCCUAGACAGACAACCAGGCCGACUGGCCUACGAGGCUGUUUUUACAGACAAUUCUGCAUAUUCUCUCGGCAAGAUACUACUAUCGGCGCCAAACGCACGCAACCCGUACACUGAAAAAGUUAUCAAAUUGUUCAUCAAGAUAUUUAAUGGUUGCGAGACUUCCGAAUUGGGAAGUGCUCUUUGCAUCUCAGUUUGCAAGUUCAUAGGUGUUGCUGACCAGCAAAAGCUUUCCAGUUUGUUGGCGCAUAUCUGCUUGGGAGCACCUGCUACAACAAAUGGUGCUACUGGAACUGCUAACGGCACGCCGACCGAGACGGAGCUGCCAACGCCGACAUCGUCUGCGCCCGAAGGGGACAAUCCUGUGUCGAUCGCGCUUAGAAACGCACUCCGCACAGUUUUCCGCACGGAAAGCGACGGUACGCAGCGAAACAACGCCGGCUCCGCCGCGGCCGCCGCGCAGCGGAACGACUCUGAUUUGCCAGUGUUUGAUACACCGUCACCAGCACCCAGAGCACAAUCUGAGACAACGCAACAACCAGGAAAUUCGGAAAAUAGUUGGUCUGACGGAAGCAAAGACAGUGCAGCGGUGACAGCUGGUUCAGUAGAAACAGCUCCGGCGCCUAUCGUCGCUGAUGCAGCUAAUGACAAUGCAGCGCUUUUAUCAGCGCUCUGCAAACAUAUCGUUUUACACUGCACAAUCGAGGUGAGCGAGCGCAUGCUAGCAGCGCUGGUAAGCGUAUGCGGCGAGAGCGCGUGCUCGCCGCUGCUGCUGCGCGAGAUGUGUCGCCUGGCCGACGCGCACCAGGGCCACCACCACACGCAGCUGUUCCCCGCCGCCGUCACCUGGCUCGCCACGUGCGUGGAUAAUUUGAGUAGUCCGGAAGUUCUAGAGAAGUUAGAGGAAGGACAAGUGGAUGGGAACUUGGCGCCGCAGAUCGAAUCGGCUUGCGUGUUGCUGUCAUACGUCGCCGACGCUCUACACGCCAUCAACACAGCGCAGCCGCAUACGUGGCGCUCUGUGAGUCCCACAUGGGAGUCUCCGUCAGAUCUCGGAUUCGACUUUGAUUACACAGACGAACAACAAGACGAUGACGACACCAGUGCUGAUGACUCUGACGAAGACGCAAUGUUGCAAUACAAGCUGUGCACGUUCACGAUGACGCAGCGCGAGUUCAUGAACCAGCACUGGUACCACUGCCACACGUGCAAGAUGGUGGACGGGGUCGGUGUGUGCACGGUGUGCGCGCGCGUCUGCCACCGCGGACACGACGUCUCAUACGCCAAGUUUGGAAACUUCUUCUGCGACUGCGGAGCUAAACCGGAUUCUAGUUGCCAAGCGCUAGUAAAGAGGUCAGUGACCCUUGGUGGUGCCCGUGGCGCGGCAGGAGGCGCAGAGGAGACUCCCCCCGCGCCCUCGCUCCGCCGCCGCCCCUCCAGCCCCACGCCACCGGCUUUGCUCGCGCCGCCUAGGCGGCCAGUUCUCGCUACUAACAUACAAGGGUGCCGCUCGUUCCUGGCGUCGUACCCGGGCUGGGCGGCGUGCGCGGCGCGCGUGCGGCGGCUGCUGGCGGCGCUGUGCGCGCCCGUGCGCGCCGCCUGCCAGCGCGCCGCGCCCGCCGGCGCGCACGCCCGCGCGCAGCGCGCGCUCGCGCAGCUGCACCUCGGCGAGAAGCGGUUCACGCACACCGACCACCUCAUGCUGCCCACGCUCGGUUCACAAGAAGGUGCAUUCGAAAAUGUUCGCAUGUCAUAUACUGGUGAAAACGGCCAGACAAUUCGUCAGCUGAUGUCGACCCACAAGCUGCGCCGCGUCGCCAUGUGCUGUCUCGCAUCGCCGCAGGGUCGCCGCCAGCACCUCGCUGUCUCACACGAAAAAGGCAAAAUUACAGUGCUCCAACUGUCGGGCUUGCUUAAACAAGCCGACUCGUCUAAACACAAACUCACUUUGACGCGACUGUCAUCCGCGCCGAUACCAUUUACGGUACUCAGCCUGAGCGGCAACCCGUGGAAUGAGGAUCUGCUAGCUGUGUGUGGCUUGAAAGAAUGCCACGUACUCACUUUCAGCAGUGGUGGCGCUGUAGCAGAUCAUCUAGUUCUGAAUACUGGAUUGGACGCGAACAACUACGUCAUCAAAGCUAUAUGGCUGCCGGGCUCGCAAACGCAGCUGGCGCUUGUCACAUCCGAUUUUGUCAAGAUAUUCGACCUCAGCAAAGACUUGAAUAAUCCAAUGCAUCACUUCCUGGUCCCUAGUGGAAAAGUUCGCGACGUUACAUUCGUGAAUCAAGAUGGAGUGAUGCAUAUGCUGUGUAUGAGUUCAGCCGGCCACAUCUACUGGCAGCCGAUGAGCGAAGAAUCCCGCGCCACACUUGGUACUUUCUAUGUCACCAAUACACUUGAAGUGUUGCACCCUGAGAUUCAGGAUGUAGCUGGUUUGGUUGGAGGUGGCGGAGUGUCCAUUUACUACUCGCACACACUUAAAAUGCUGUUCUUCUCAUAUGCUCAAGGAAAGAGUUUCCUUGCUCCGCUCAGUACUGUCGAGGACAGUGUUAAAGGCACCGCAAUGAUAACCCUAUCAUCGACGGCAACGCAGAAGGAAGGCGGUCGCGGCGGCGGCAAACAGGGCGGCGUGCAGUCGUUGUGCCAAUGGGCCGAAGUCGCCGGACACCCCGGUCUCGUCACUGCUGUCAUGCAGGCCUCCAACAACCCUGUCGUGCUCAUGUUGACUCCCACCAACAUAUAUGUGCAAGAGAUCAAGGUGGUGCCGGCCAAGGCCAAGAUAACUGAUAUGGUAGCAGUGCGGCACUGGUGCGGCGGCGGCGGCGAGCAGAAAAGCACGCUGAUCCUGCUGUGCGAGGACGGCAGCCUGCGGAUGUAUGCGGCCAGCGGCGACCGCACCGGCUACUGGCUCGCGCCCGCCAUCCAGCCCACGCACCCGCGCCGCCGCGCUCGAUCACACGCCGCGCACGUCAAGGGCAAGGCGCAGCAGGUUGUCACAAAAUCCAAUGCGAGCGGAGUGCCGCAGUUCCCGAUCGACUUCUUCGAGCACUGCGUCGCUAUGUCUGACAUCGAGUUUGGUGGCAAUGACCUGCUGCAAGUCUACAAUACUGCACAAAUUAAACAUCGACUUAACACUACCGGUUUAUACGUCGUUUCAACCAAGAUGAGUGGAUUCUCGAUGGAGGUUAUAAACUCUGAUCCCAACAUGGUCAUUUGUGGAAUAAGAGUAUUACUUGGAAGCCAAGAUGUCGCAAGAACUCCGUCAUAUGUUGAAGUGUACGGAAGAUCCAUACAAACCAUAGUAGUUCGCAACCGCUGGUUUGACAUACCUCUGACUCGUGAGGAGUCCUUGCAGUCAGAUAAGAAGUUAAUUAUUAAUUUUGGAACAUCGCAAGACCCCGACGGAGUCACCAUGGUAGAUUCUGUAAAGGUUUAUGGUAAAAACAAAGAACAAUUUGGAUGGCCAGAAGAAAACGAAGACCCAUCGGCAUGCCCCUCAACCAGUAAAGUGGCGCAAGAGGCAGAAGGCACCAGUGGUGCUUGGAAACCAAGUUCCUUGGAACGACUAGCGUGUGCAGCGCUAGAAGCGCUUGAACUCAGCGCUGGUGCUAUCCCAGCCGUGACUGCGGCGGGCGCGACCAGUUCUACAGCCGUCAGCUCCACGGGGGCUGCAGGGCCGGCGGCAGGAGAGAUCGCGGAUUGCGGCGCGGACGCAGCGCGGCGCCUGCUGUGUGCUCCCGCUGGCGCUCAUCUGCAUGCUCGUGCGCAGUGUUUGCUGCGCGCGCUGCACCAUACACACUAUCACCAGUACAAGGACCAAGCGAUCCUCAAAUACGUAUGUACAUCGUUGCAAGAGUUGCGCGACACAGCGGACGCACGUAAUAUCGACCCUGAGGCGUACUUCCGGCUUGUACUGCUGGCUCGCGGUGUGGCGGUGGCACGUCCACAGCAUCUCGUCAAAUAUAGCGCUCCAACACCACAGAGACCUGCUAAUGGCGACUGGUCAGUCCUGUGGAAGGACACAGGCGAAGAGCAGCAGGACAAGGAGAAGGAGUGGCACGUGUGCGCGCUGCUGACGAGCGUGCUGUGGCGGCUGGCGGCGGUCCGCAGCACGGCCGGCGGCCCGCCCGGCAUUCUCUCGUACGGGCUGCGGCACGCCGAGCACACGCUGCACGCGCUCGCCGACAUCGUGCACGCCUUCCAGCUGCACGCAGACCCUGACUGUAUCGAAUUUGGAAAUCAAAUCUAUCUAUCUCUGUUACUUGCUGAAGAUCAGAGUAUUAGUUUCGGUGCAAAAGCAGCACUGAUGAGGGUCCUGCGCCCAAGAGUCAAGAGGCGACGUGUUUACAUUCCGUCGCCGCCAAACACACCUGGCGCUGGUUCAUCGGUAACAACAGCACAACCUACCAGCUCCAUCACAGAGGCAGCGGUCUCCGAGUCUGAGCUAAGCACAAAUCGUGAUGAACAGCAAGAGAAUCAAUUCAUGGAAGUCGAUGAUUCGCUCGAACCUAUGGUGCUCCUCGCACCAGAUGGAGGACUCGAAGCCUUAUUGGAUAUCCCGCCGGAUGCGGAUGACGAGACAAUGGUAGAACUGGCGAUCGCAUUGUCCUUGCAAGAACAACCGCGCCGCGCCCCGCCUGCACCCUCUGCACCACCGCCACCAGCACCUGGCUUCAGUGACGUCACUGCUUCACCGCCAGGCUCGGAUGAUGAAGGCAGUACAGCAGCAACGGACGGAAGCACAUUACGUACCUCACCAGCGGAGCCACCUGGCUCAGCGGGUUCGGAGAGCGGCGGUUCCGGCGCCGACAGUAUUGGUGGAGUAUCUGGACGUAGUAGCGCAUAUGGAGAUACCGUGUCCGCUCCCUCAGCAGGAAUGAUGCCUACCAACGAUGUGCCUGUUUUUAUUUCAGCGGGCCCGUCGACGUCGUCGCAACCCGUUGCGUCGACGUCUCGCGCGAUCGAAGCGGAGACGGAGACGAGGAAACUGCACGCGUUGAGGCUGUCGUUGCUGUCGGCAGCAUUGGAUGCGUUACCAUCUCUACGGUCAUUGCCAGGAGUUCGAGCCAUACCGUUUGUGCAAGUAGUCCUCAUGCUGGCCGGAGAUUUAGAUUCGAGCGUGGAAGGCGACCGUGUGGUCCUCGAACGACUUUUAGAACUGCUCGUGAACGAACUAGACAUUCAGGCCGAAGAGCCGGCUCCAAGCGAAGAGCGUACAGACCGCCGUGAACUGCAGCUGGCGAUCAUGCGCUUGGAGCUUCUGGUGUCGGAGCUUGACAUGCAAGAGGAGACCUCGCCGCCCAUACACGAGAGAACUAAUCGGCGCGAGUUGCAGCUCGUCAUUAUGAGAUUGCUCAGUGUACUGAUGGCCCGCUGGAAGACGUCGGCGUCGAGCGGCGCGAGCGGCGGCGGCGGCGCGGCGCGGGCGGAGGGCGGCGCGAGCGCGGCGCACGUGUCGCGGCUGGCGGCCGCCGCGCUCGUCCGGGCCGGCGCGCCGCGGCACUGCUACAAGGUGCUGUCGGCGCUGCUGCCCUACUGGAAGGAGAAGACCUCCAAUACUACAACCAUUAGUCCUGGCCAGCAACUCUUGAAGCCACAACCACCACAGCCUUUGCCCGAUAUGCAGCCAUUCUUUGUCAAAGAAUAUGUUAAAAGUCAUGCUCUAGACGUGUUUGAUAACUACCCACAACUAUUAAUGGAAAUGGCGCUGCGACUGCCGUGUCAAAUACACAAGCAUUGUGAUCCGGCGCACUUCGAUCUGCGCUGGCGCUCCCUGCUGUGCGAGUACAUGAUGAAUCAACAGACACCACUCAGGAAGCAAGUUCGCAAGCUGCUGUUACUACUGUGCGGUACCCGCGAGCGUUACCGGCAACUGCGUGACGUUCACGCGCUCGACACACACCUGAGCGCGGCGCGGGCCCUGCUCGCCACCGACCCUGCUUACGACAAACUCGUACAGCUGAUGGACCAUCUCAAGGCAUGCGCGGAGAUAGUGAGUGCGCGCACGGGCAACUGGCAACACACAUGCGCGGUGGAACGGCGCGAGGCACUCGCGUGGCUGGUGACGAUCGCGCGCCGCGUGCACCCGCACGUGGCGCCCACCGUGCUGCAGCUGCUGCAGGCCGCGCUCUGCGCGCCGCACCACCACCAGCACCAGCAGCAGCAGCCGCAGCCGCGCCCGGAGCCCAAGACAUCGUCUGAUUGGUCGGAGCGCGAGCGUAGUGCAGACAGCGACGCGUUUGUAUCUGACGGCUCCAAAUUCCAAGAACAGAGGGUUCCCGUUCUCGUGCAACAGAUACUGAAACAGGUGUCUCAAGAUGAGCUCAAAAUGUUCGUCAAGGCAUUCUUACUGGAGACCAAUUCGACUGCCGUUCGUUGGCAAGCGCACGCUCUUCUACUGGCUAUAUACAACAAUUCCCCGCAACCGGAGCAGGCGUCGUUGGUGUCGUUGCUGUGGGGCAUUUGGCCGACGUUACCGCAGUACGGCCGUAAGGCGGCACAGUUUGUCGACCUACUCGGAUACUUUACGCUGAAGACUCCCGACAUUGAUACUGAGAAAUACGUCGGUAGCGCCGUAGAGUUACUGCGUAACCAAAACUCUCUGCUGUCGUCUCACGGCAAUGCUGCACUAUACGCCGCGUUAGGAGCAUUCGUGGAGCUCGACGGCUACUACCUCGAAUCGGAGCCGUGCCUCGUGUGUAACAACCCUGAAGUGCCGAUGGCUACCAUCAAGCUACCUACUAUCAAGAUCGACUCGAAGUUCACCACGACGACGCAGAUCGUGAAGCUGGUGAACAGCCACAUGAUCAGCCGCAUCAGCCUGCGCAUCGGCGACAUCAAGCGAAGCAAGAUGGUGCGCACAAUUAACUUCUACUACAACAAUCGGACCGUGCAAGCGGUGCAAGAGCUUAAGAACAAACCAGGAAUGUGGCACAAAGCCAAACGGGUGCAAUUACAAUCUGGCCAGUCGGAAGUUCGCGUUGAUUUCCCACUACCUAUCGUCGCUUGCAACCUCAUGAUGGAAUAUGCUGACUUCUACGAGAAUCAACAGGCUACAGGAGAGUCAUUGCAAUGUCCCCGAUGCUCUCAGUCGGUGCCCGCGAACCCUGGUGUUUGCGCGAACUGCGGUGAAAAUGUCUUCCAAUGCCAUAAGUGUCGCGCAAUAAACUACGACGAGAAAGAUCCGUUCUUGUGUCACGCGUGCGGCUUCUGCAAGUACGCCAAGUUCGACUACACGCUGACGGCGCGGCCGUGCUGCGCCGUGGAUACCAUAGAAAACGACGAAGAGCGUAAGAAGAUGGUACACACUAUCGGCGCGCUACUCGACAAGGCCGACCGCGUCUACCGGCAGCUCGUCGCCAACAAGCCGAUACUGGAGUCACUCCUCCACAAGAUAAGCGAGCACCGUCUCGAGGGGCGGGUCGGCGACGAGAACAGCAACGCGUCCAACUCGUCGUUCAGCGGCGCGCAGAUCAAUCGCGUCAUACAGACGCUCGCGCACAAGUACUGCGUCGACAGCAAGGGACACUUCGAGGACCUCUCCAAGAUCAUACAGAAGGUGCUCGCUUGCAGGAAAGAGCUUGUAACCUAUGAUAGAUCACAAAGUGAACAACUUAAAGGUGAUGAUACAUUGCCAGUUUACGCUGGCCUUGUACAGAAUUAUGAUGGAGAUUUUAGCAAAGAGUGGAGCGGCACGGGCGGCUGCUACGGCUGCUCGCUGGCGUGCGCGGAGCACUGCCUGACGCUGCUGCGCGCGCUCGCGUCGCAGCCCGAGCACCGCGCGCGCCUGUGCCGCUUCGGGCUCGUGCAGGAGCUCGUGCAGCACAACCUGCACCGCGGCACGCCCCAGUGUCAAGAGGAAGUGCGGGCACUAAUCUGCCUAGUGACACGCGACAACUUGCCAGCCACUGAGCAACUGUGCACUCUACUAUCGCAGCGCAUUACGCUCUCACUGAUGGGCCACGCUGCAUCGCAGGACCACAACAACUCGGUUCGUCCAUUGGUCCUUUUGUUGGGAUCAUUGGUAAAAGUUCAAGAUUCAGUGGAAUGCUGGGAGGCGAGACUGCGCUGUAUUGUUAAACUUUGGGUGUGGUGUUGCCCUCAAUUGACGGAAGUCGCCGGUAUACCUCCUGCUGCUAAUACCAUUUUAAAAGCUGAAGCGUUGGCCGGAAUACCAGGAAUCAACACCUCAUCGCCCAACUCACACCAAUUCGCACUGCAGCAAGUGGCGCUGCCGUGCUUACGUUAUAUGCAACAGCUGAUGGCACCAGUCGUCCCCGCUGCGUCCACCACGUCAGCCGAUACAGAACAGCCGAAGGACGCUAAGGAAUCGACCCCGCCAUCGUCGGCGGCGAGUAGCAUCCCCAUGACAUCCUCGAUGGGCAACGUGGUGGUGGACCUGGCCGCGUGGCUGGCGGGCCGUGUGCCGCACUCGCAGUGGCGCCGCCUGGCGGCCGUGCGCUGCGAGCCGCCGCCCGCCGACGGGCCCGCCUACCCGCCGCGGGACCUGCAUCUCGCGCACAAGUACCUCGCCAAGUGGCGUGAGAGGACAUUACUAUCUCACGGCAUGCGGCCACUGGCCCUCGAAGACGGCGGAUGGUUGCGGCCGGUCAUGUUCGACCCGAGCUCGCGUAUCGCCCGUGACACCGCUUGUCAAAUGAUCAAAUCUCUAUGCGACUCCUACGAGAGGACUAAAGCUGUAUUAAUCUUGCUUACCAGUUUCUUGCCGGAGGUUGGCGCAGCUGGUGAAGCCAGUGAACAAUUCUUACAACUAUAUCAAAGUCUGGCAUCGGAGGCGCCUUGGAAACAAUUCCUAGCGUUGCGUGGAGUUUUGCAACAAAUAGCAGAUUUGAUGACCAAGGAGAUUGAACAGCUGCAUCGCUUGGAGGAAACUACUCUUACAUCUGAUUUAGCUCAAGGUUACGCGCUGAAGCGCCUGACGGAGCUGCUGGCGAUGCUGAUGGAGGAGGGCGGCGCGCGGCGCACGUACAAGACGCGGCUGGUGGGCGCCGUGCUGGGCGGCUACCUGGCGCUGCGCCGCCUCGUCGUGCAGCGCACGCGCCUCACCGACGACACGCAGGAGAAGCUGCUCGAGCUGCUCGAGGAGAUGACCACCGGCACAGAAGCGGAAACGGCGGAAUUUAUGGCCGUAUGUAUCGAGACAGUACAGAAGUAUCCAUUGCACGACUACCGCACGCCCGUGUUCAUAUUCGAGCGGCUGUGCUCAAUCAUAUACCCGGAGGAGAACGAUGUUGGCGAGUUCUUCCUCACCCUGGAGAAGGAUCCGCAGCAAGAGGACUUUUUACAGGGUCGAAUGUUAGGCAACCCGUACUCGUCUCUAGAGCCGGGUAUGGGUCCACUGAUGCGUGACGUGAAGAACAAAAUCUGUACCGACUGCGAGUUAGUCGCGCUGCUUGAGGACGACAACGGCAUGGAGCUGUUAGUUUGCAACAAGAUCAUGUCGCUAGACCUGCCAGUCAAGGAAGUCUACAAGAAGGUGUGGUGUACAUCCGGCGAGGGCGUAGACGCAAUGCGCGUAGUGUACCGUAUGAGAGGACUCCUAGGUGACGCCACUGAAGAGUUCGUGGAGACACUCAGCCAGACCAAUGCGGAAGCUGUCGACGAUGAGCAAGUGUACCGUAUGGCUAAUGUGCUUGCUGAUUGUGGCGGGCUGGAGGCGAUGCUGCAGCGGCUGGCGGCGAUCCAGCGCGUGGGCGCGGCGCGCGCGCUGUGCUCGACGCUGCUGCGGCUGCUGGCGCUGUGCGCGCGCGUGCGGCGCUGCGUGCGCGUGCUGACGCGCGCCGGCACGCGCGCGCUGCCCGUGCUGCUGCACGCGCUGCACCUCGCCGCGCAGGAGGAGCGCCACAUGCCGCGCGCGCACCUCGUCUACCAGCUGCUCGAGAUAAUGGAACGUAUACUAUCAGUGGCUGCGAGCGAGAGUCUUGAAUCGUUCCUGCAAUUUUCGCUGACCUUUGGUGGACCGGAAUACGUGCAAGCUCUUCUUAACUGUACAGAAUGUCCAGGUAUUCGCAACAACUCUGUCGCGCUGGGCCAUCUGACCCGCGUACUCGCCGCUCUCGUAUACGGCAAUGAUCUCAAAAUGGCGAUGCUCGUGGACCACUUCAAACCGGUAUUAGACUUCGAUCGUCUUGACUCAGAGCAAUGGACCGAAGAGGAAUUCCGCAUGGAGCUGUUUUGUGUACUGUGCGCUAAUAUAGAGAGGAAUUCCAUUGGUGGAACAUUAAAGGAUUACUUGAUAUCGUUGGGAGUUGUGCGCGACGCUUUAGAAUAUAUAGUGAAACACGCGCCGUGCGUGAAGCCGACACUCGUGUGUACCGACUCGGACGAGUUGAAGGAGUUCAUCAGUCGACCCGCGCUUAAAUACAUACUGCGGUUCCUCACCGGCCUUGCCGCCGAUCACGAACCUACACAGAUGCUGGUAUGCGAGAAGGUGAUCCCGAUAGUGCACCGCCUGGAGCAGGUGUCGUCUGGUGAACACGUGGGCUCGCUCGCUGAAAACUUGCUGGAGGCACUCCGCUCGCAGCCUCAGUGCGCCGCUAAGGUGCAGCAAGUUCGCGAUUUUACACGACAGGUGAGCAAAUUUUUCAAGUUAUAUUUUCCUGACAAUUCUGGAAAAGAAACGUCCACACGAUGGCGGUACGAGAGAGACCAUCAACUGUCUGGCGCGCUCGAGGGACAUGAUGGACAAUCGAGCGCGGCCAGGUGA